Penicillium riverlandense is the source of this 1803-nucleotide messenger RNA. RefSeq lists its product as uncharacterized. The transcript has a single exon. Lineage: Eukaryota; Fungi; Ascomycota; Eurotiomycetes; Eurotiales; Aspergillaceae. Bases 1 to 1803 code for a protein of 600 amino acids. The record is from RefSeq and is a predicted model, not a curated record.
AUGAGGUCCUCAGUCGCUUGGUUGUCGCUGUUUGCGACAUCUGCUUUUACUCUGUCAACAAUAACGAACAGCAAUGACGUCCCUGCGACCGUCCCCACUCUGGCAGCAAUUACCAAAUUGAUGGAGCCCAGAGACACAUUAAGUAGUACUGAUCUGGGUAUAACGAUCACCAUUGGGGUUACGAUUUGGGUUGGUGAAGGCGAAGUUGUUACAUGUACGGUCACAGAUACUACAACCGACACCACGACCGACAUCAUCACCGAUACUGUCACAGCAAGUGCGGCGACAGUUACUGUAACAGAUACUAUCACCAACACGGCGACUGAGACUAUCACCAUAGGUACCACCACUUCUGGACAAGAUACGACGACGACGCAAUCACAAACACAGAGCCAGAUCGUCCCCGUCACUGUAUGUUCAAGUCUCGUCACCAAUCCGAGCUACACACCCACCACCCAGUUGCCCGACGACUAUACCUGGGGCUGUCCACCUGGAUACCUCUGCAAACCCCCUCAUACAGGCGACCGUGCGGGCUGCAAUGUUGAAGCUGGUCUUCCCGCUGAUACUUACAUUUGUUCACCCGACUACUGCAUUGAGGCUCCGGUUCCAAUAUUCAACGAUGAUACUCACUACAAUGUCUCCAGUAAUUACUACAACCUAGACCCUAUGGACUUUGGUCUGAGCUACGAUAUCCUUGAAUGUGCUGAAGAGUCUACAACGGGUACCAGCAAGCGCGAAUUGCCCCCACGCCAUGGUAGAAUUGAACAGCUCAUGGAUCAUUCCCUUGGUCGACUGACCAAGCGGGUGGACACGGGUUAUAUACCCAGUGCGUGCUAUUACGAUUGCAAUAUCGUUGGUAUCGUCGCCGAAAGAACUGGAAAGCAGUCUUUAUUGUGCGCUGUCGGGUCUACAUUCCUGCUGGACUUGGGUUAUUGUGAGGAAUGCAUCAGCAGCGCGGCAACUUCGUCCGCCUCGGCUGUAUACUCAUCUACAUUGCUGCCCACAUUUGCCCAGUGGUUGAACUUUUGCUCUGAUCAGACGACUUCCUCGAGCACCUCGGCAGCGACAACUACCACCGAGGUAACUACUACUAGCGCUGAGUCAACGACAACUACCACCAUUAAGUCGACUACUCCUAGCACUACGACAACUGCGAGCACUGAGACUAGUACUACGACAACUGCGAGCACUGAGACCAGCACCACCACUCAAAAUCCGCAGACAACAAGUUCAGCACAAACAACCACUAUGUCAACAGAGUCAACUACAACAGCUGGACAAAGUACAACUUCCGUAUCUGCCUCAACAGUGACAGUACCCGAAUCAACGACGAUUAUCUCCGGGUCAACCGUGACAGUCCCCGGUUCCACGGUGAUAGUGUCUGGAACGCAUACCAUAGGCACUGUUUCUAUAAGUACCUCUGACUCAACAGUGACAGUACCCGAAUCAACGACGAUUAUCUCUGGGUCAACCGUUAUUGUCCCCGGUUCCACGGUGAUAGAGUCUGGAACGCAUACCAUAGGCACUGUUUCUAUAAGUACCUCUGAUUCAACAGUGACAAUACCCGAAUCAACGACGAUUAUCUCCGGGUCAACCGUGACAGUCCCCGGUUCCACGGUGAUAGUGUCUGGAACGCAUACCAUAGGCGCUGUUUCUAUAAGUACCUCUGCCUCUGGAAGUCGGACUGGUUCAGCUACUUCGCCUGCUUCUAGUGUUCCCUACAGUGCAGCAUCGCGGGCGAGGGACGUUCCUCAUAUAGGCUUGCUGGGUCUUUUGUUGGCUCUUGGGUGGAUUAAUCUUUAA